Messenger RNA from Xyrauchen texanus (razorback sucker), 3764 nucleotides. RefSeq names its product probable G-protein coupled receptor 63. Gene Ontology annotation, molecular function: G protein-coupled receptor activity. The transcript has 2 exons. Bases 492 to 1727 code for a protein of 411 amino acids. Gene Ontology annotation, cellular component: membrane. Lineage: Eukaryota; Metazoa; Chordata; Actinopteri; Cypriniformes; Catostomidae. Gene Ontology annotation, biological process: G protein-coupled receptor signaling pathway. The record is from RefSeq and is a predicted model, not a curated record.
CAGACGCACGCGAGGAGACGCGAUUAGAAAAUGUAUCAUGCAUUUUUCCCCAUCCAUCUAAAAAAUGAGCGUUUGCACUCGACAAAACGGAGUGUUUAGAACGGUAUAUACGCUCGUUUUCCUCAGGUGUUUCCACCAAAGGAAUAAGAGAUUAGACAUCGGGCUACACCAGCGGUUUUCAGAUUGAUUUAUGAACCAAAGAAGCUGAAGUAAAUGAACUGUUUUUAAUUAUUUUAUACCAUCACUCAUCUAAAUGGAUCGUCUGCGUGUUGCAUGCAUGUUUUAAGUGGAAAUGUUGGGUUGUCUGAGUUUCAAACAUCUGGCAAGAGGAGGAUGUGAAUCUGAACAUAUGAUGUUACUGAUAUUGCAUCAUUAAUUUCAUCUAAACUUCAGAUGAGCAUGAAGGAUCUACCUCCAUACUGACAUGUGUGCUAGCGACCCGGCAUAUUGGUCGAGCAUGCCCACUUUACUGUGUAACUGCAAGAAGAAGAAUGCUUUAUUCCUCCCCUAAUCCACCUGUGGCUUCAGGGCAGCCUAGCACCACCCUGCACUCCCUGCCCAUGCCAUUGACCCAGUCAUUGGGUACAAGAGCCAUGGAGAAUUCCUCCUCAAAAGACAACAGCUCACUGGACUUAAGGACUCUAUCAGAAUAUGGAAUACCUACAUCUGUGUGGCAGGACCCUGUUCAGGGCUUAAACCUGCCCCUUCAGGUCUUCUUCUGUUUGGCCAUCGUCUGCGUGCUGCUGCUAGCCUUCCUCGGCAACAUGGUGGUCUGCGUGAUGGUUUACCAGCGAGCCGCUAUGCGCUCGGCCAUUAACAUCUUGCUGGCCAGUCUUGCCUUUGCCGAUAUGAUGUUAGCGGUCCUUAACAUGCCCUUCGCUCUCGUCACCAUGGUGACCACGCGCUGGAUCUUUGGCGAAGCAUUUUGCCGCGUGUCGGCUAUGUUCUUCUGGAUGUUCGUGAUGGAGGGUGUGGCUAUUUUGCUGAUCAUUAGUGUAGACCGCUUCCUAAUCAUCGUGCAAAAGCAGGAUAAACUCAGUCCACGCAGGGCCAAAAUGUUGAUCGCCAUCUCGUGGUCUCUUUCGUUCUGCCUCUCCUUCCCUCUUUCCGUUGACCAUCCUGCCCUGUACAUCCCCCCCAGAGCACCACAGUGUGUUUUUGGAUACACGGCUGAGCGUGGCUACCAUGCCUACGUGAUGCUAAUCAUGCUUGUUUUCUUCUUUGUACCCUUCCUGGUGAUGCUGUACACAUUCAUGGGUAUCCUAAGUACGCUCCGCCACAACGCACUGCGCAUUCACUCUUACCCCGACUCGAUCUGCCUCAGCCAGGCCAGCAAGCUGGGUCUCAUGAGUCUGCAAAGGCCCUUUCAGAUGAAUGUUGACAUGAGCUUCAAAACACGUGCCUUCACCACAAUCCUCAUUCUUUUCUCUGUGUUCACCGCAUGCUGGGCUCCUUUUGCCACCUACAGCCUGCUGUCCACCUUCAGUCGUACGUUCUACUACAAGCAGAACUUCUUUGAGAUCAGCACGUGGCUGCUGUGGGUCUGCUACCUCAAAUCAGCCCUGAAUCCCCUUAUCUACUACUGGCGUAUCAAGAAGUUUCGUGAAGCCUGCCUUGAUCUAAUGCCCAAGUACUUCAAGUUCCUCCCGCAGUUGCCUGGCCACACUAAGAGACGGAUCCACCCCAGUGCAGUUUACGUGUGUGGGGAGCAUCGCUCUGUGGUGUAACAGGGGACUUGUGUAUUUUUGUAAUUCUUUUGGUACAAUUUUGACAAGCUGUGAAUGAUACGUUUGAUCUUUUUUAAAAGGCAGGAUGUUUUAGCUAUGAGAUUUUACAGAUGGUUUCCAGAGCCUGUACAUUAAACUACUUUAAUUGAAUGAUGUUUUUCAUCUUAAAUGAAUAGUCCAACCAAAAAAAUACAUUUCUCCCAUAAUUUUCUCAACCCUAAACUUGCAUGACUUCUGUAGAACACAAAGAUAUUUUCAUAGAUAUACUGUUUGAUAUGUUUAUAUCCAUACAAUGCAAGCCAAUGGGUUCCAAAUCUGUCAAGCUUCAAAAAGUACAUGAAGGCAGCAUAAAAGUAAUCCAAAUGGCUCGAGUGGUUUAAUCCAUACCCUUUUGAAGAGAUACGAGUGGUUUUGGGUAAGAAAUAGACCAAAAUGUUGAAAUGAUUAGAUAUAAACACAUCAUGGGUCCUAUUCAAAGAGUUAUAAGCACAGUGCUAUGCGAUUAUAUCAUAUGUGGAAAGUCUGUGGCAUGGCCAUUACGUUUUCUGUGCAAGGAUGCGCUAAGUCUAGGCGCAAGUGGGUUAUGUAAAAUUGUGCAUCCAAAGCUCAAAUGGACUGGGUCGAGAGCAAUUUAAUUCUAAGGGUCUUCUGCAGUUAUUGCACAGUCUACGUCUUAUUUUAUAGUCCAUUUGUUGUCGAGCACCAGCUAUAUAAACAAAGACGCCACAUUCAUAAGACGUUGGUAGAGUAAAUGGAAUGUAUGCAAUGAAUUAAAAGAAUAGAAAUAUUUACUUGCGUUCUUUUGUGCUUUAAAAGUACAAAACCUCAUUGAAUGUCUGGCUUGUUUCUAGUGACGCUCCUUUUAUACUCGUGGAAAAUGUGGUUCUUGUCAGGACUUGAAUGUUGGCUCCGUUAAAGAAUUGAGAAUUGAAGUAUUGUGGUAAGAAGUGGUAAUUCUUUCCCUUCAAAAUACAAACAUUUUUCCCUCUCUAACUUCAACUGGCUUCUUCAACAAUAAUAAUAAAUGAAAAAUAAACCAUGACCUCUAGACAGUUUAAAACAAAUCUUAUAAAGUUUUGUUUGAUAAAACGACUACAACAGUGAUUGUCAGGAUCAUAAUUUGAUGUUCCGCUAUAUUUUCAUAGUUUGGACAUGAACUUUACCACCUGAUGGUGGAACCUCCAAACUGCAAAUGCAGGAACUGAAUUUAGAUUUUGCGCUGAAAACAGCUAUGGAGCUGAAUGUUUUUCUCAGGAAAAUAGCAAAUUGCGCUUUGCACCACUUCAUUAACAAUACAGUACACCCACAGUUUGCAUGCAAACACUCGCACCCACACUCACUUGCGCUUUGCGGUACCACAAAAUAUUGUCCUUAGAAUUAGCGCUCUCAGAGCUAUCUUUGUGCUCCGCACAAGAUAGAAAGUCAUGAGUUUAAGGCUGCAUAAGGGAAAGUAAAUGAUAGGAGAAUGGUAUUUUUGGUUGAACUACUCCUUUAAUAGAAUUUAGAACACACUAGAAGUUUGUUCCGUACAUGCCAGUCAGGUGCUGCUAUGUUUUGUGAAAAUGUGCAAUUUUCUGUUUUUAAUGCCAUGAAUGUAAUAAUAUUUUGUGUGCUGUAUUUGUCUUUCUUUUUGGGCGUUAUGUGAUGAUCUUAUUUUCAAAUCUGAAGUUUCUAUUUAAUUUGAUUGUUGAACAUUAAUUUCAAUGAUUUUUAAUUAUGUAUAGUGUAAAAAAAGGACAACUUUUUUUGACCUAUUAAUAAUAAAGGCUGAUGCAUGUUAUUUUAAACAUGUAGAUAACGGAGACUAAACUUUUUCAUGUCCAAUGCAUGUUGUGAGUCCAAGGUUCUUAUGGACAUGGGAAACCUGGAUAUGUCAGGGAAUUGUGAUUUCCAUGCCUGGAAAAGUACUGGAAAUUAAAACUUCAAACAGUCAUUGAACUUUCUUUAGUGAAUAUUAUUUAUUUUAGUUAUGCUAAGCUUUAAAACAUUUCAUCUGGUUAAAAUUGGACUUUGUGAGUCAAUCAGACUGGAUGCUUC